Humulus lupulus (European hop) is the source of this 801-nucleotide messenger RNA. RefSeq lists its product as uncharacterized. NCBI's taxonomy places the organism in Eukaryota, Viridiplantae, Streptophyta, Magnoliopsida, Rosales, Cannabaceae. The coding region runs from base 1 to 801 and encodes 266 amino acids. The record is from RefSeq and is a predicted model, not a curated record. The transcript has a single exon.
AUGGAUGGUUUAGGUUUUAAGGAGGGGACUAAGUGGAACAAAGUUUUAUUGGCAAAAUUUAUUUGGGCUUUAUCCUCUAAACAAGAUGUGUUGUGGGUUAAGUGGAUUGACGAGCUUUAUCUCAAAGGUCAAUCUUUUUGGAAUUAUACAUUAAAAUCAGAUGUUAGUUGGUAUUGGCGAAAUUUAUGCUAUCUAAAAGAGAUGUUUUUAGAAGAGGAUUUGGAGGCUUCGACUGUGAAUGUUAAGCUGAAUCUGAAGGUUCUGUAUAGUUGUUGGCUUCAGAGGGACCCGGUCUCUUUUGCUAAGGCUGUAUGGAGUAGACUUACUGUCCCUAAGCAUUGUUUUAUAUUAUGGCAAUCGGUCCUUGGUCAUCUGAUGACUAGAGACAAUUUGAUGCAUUGUCAGAUUUCUGUUGCAUCAUCCUUGUGUCCGGUUUGUGAGAGAGUUGAGGAGUCUCAUAUGCAUUUGUUCUUUGAUUGUAUCUUCUCUCAACAUGUUUUGGAGUUGAUUAAAAUCUGGUUAGGUCCUGCUAUUUGGCCAGUGCAGUAUGAAGAUUGGAAGAAUUGGUUAGAGGGGAAGCCUAAAGACUUAAUGCAACACAUUGCUGUAGCCUCCUUGGCAGCUGCUGUCUAUUGUAUUUGGUUUAACAAAAACUCUUGUAUUUUUGCUCAUUGUUCUUUCUCAUCUCAUUGUAUAGAUUGUAUGAUUAAGUUGGGAUUGAAAGCUAGAUUACUUAGUAUAUUGAGUCGAAAAUUACUGGACAAGAAUCGGUCACUUGCUGAGUUUGUUAGGAAGUUGUAA